GUGAUGCCCCUCGCGAGCAAGCAGUGGGGCUACGGCCAGGCCGAGAUCGUCGCCACCGCGCUCACCAGGGCCUCCGAGCAGGCGCUGGAUGGCACCCUCGAGGUGUGCCUGCCGCCCGAGGCGGCGGCCGCCUCGGAGCCGCUCCGGCAGGAGCUGCAAGACUGCCUGGCCGGCUUCCUGGCGUCCGGCGUGCUGCAGGGCGGCGGCCCGGCGCAGCCCGGCGAGGGCGCCCCGCCGGCGGAGGCCGAGGGCGGCGCGCCCGCGGGCGGCGCGCCCGCGGGCGGCGAGGGCGGCCCGGCCGAGGGCGGCGCGGCCGCGGGGGGCGAGGGCCCGCCAGCG
Molecule: messenger RNA, 339 nt
Organism: Prorocentrum cordatum
Lineage: Eukaryota; Dinophyceae; Prorocentrales; Prorocentraceae
Source: the annotation of a GenBank genome assembly